AUGUGCGGGAAUAUUGAAGACAUCGAUGAUGGCCACAUGUUCGGAGCUUCAGUUAUCAUCGCUCGAGGCGGCAAAAUCGGAUUACGAAAGACCUACGGCACAGUAACCGCGAGCGGUCGAUCCCAUGCGAAGGAUGAUCUUUACCUCACCAUGCCUUUGAGCAAGUCUUCCACUGCUGCACUUGUUCUGAGGGCGAUUGACUAUGGGGUCUCACUCUCAACACGAAAGAAACGAGAAAUCACUGUUCGACAAUGCCUCACACACACAGCAGGCAUGUAUCCUGAAUUCAGCCCGCCCGGUUUGGCAACAAUUGAUAUUGGAGACUUGGAAACUUACGUCAGAAACGUCUCAGCAAUGCCUCUGCUAGUUGCAACAGAUACGAAAGAGCAAUCUUUCUCGCAGAUUGCAAGGGAAGAGUUGUUUCAGCCUGCUGGUACGAAAGAAACAGUCUACAGAUUGAAUUCGAAUGAUCCACGAAGAGUCCCAGGUGCCUUUCAAAAUCAUACUGGCGAGCUGAACAGUGACGCCUGGACGGCAGAGACCAGUUCAAACAGCCUCUUGAAUCUCCCGGCCAACUUCACUUUACUUGGAGGCUAUACAAGAGGAGCAGGUCAUCAUCUUACUGUUGGAGCGACAGCUUCGCCUGGAUCGUUCUACGCCAUCGGUGGAGGUUCAAUUAUGUGGUUCGUUGAUCCUGCCCGAGACCUAUCGAUUGUGUUUGUAAGUGUGGGUCGCAUCGAAGGGUUAGCGCAUCAGCUGCGCUUUCUAAGAUUGUUGACUUAG
Macroventuria anomochaeta is the source of this 783-nucleotide messenger RNA. Its product is annotated as beta-lactamase/transpeptidase-like protein. The record is from RefSeq and is a predicted model, not a curated record. Bases 1 to 783 code for a protein of 260 amino acids. The transcript has 5 exons. Lineage: Eukaryota; Fungi; Ascomycota; Dothideomycetes; Pleosporales; Didymellaceae.